Messenger RNA from Ceratosolen solmsi marchali, 1470 nucleotides. RefSeq names its product Rho guanine nucleotide exchange factor 4. Gene Ontology annotation, molecular function: guanyl-nucleotide exchange factor activity. The transcript is spliced from 7 exons. Gene Ontology annotation, biological process: intracellular signal transduction. Bases 10 to 1470 code for a protein of 486 amino acids. Gene Ontology annotation, cellular component: cytoplasm. NCBI's taxonomy places the organism in Eukaryota, Metazoa, Arthropoda, Insecta, Hymenoptera, Agaonidae. The record is from RefSeq and is a predicted model, not a curated record.
GAAAUAAGUAUGGAUAUUCCAAACACUCCCAAAAAACCUACUUUAAGUGCAGAAUUAAAAAAGAUUAUCGACCAAAGAAAUAUGAUGACUAUUCGUACUAGAAUGAAAGUUUUGAACGCCUUGGAUGAAAUUUACCAAGAAAAUCUAAUGAAAAAAGAAGAAAGUUUAAGGAUUCAAGCUAUACAAGAAAUUUUAAGUUCAGAAGUUAAAUAUUUACGACAAUUAGAAAUUAUUAUGGAGUUUUUCAUGAAGCCAAUACUUGAGAGAAAAUUAUUAAAUUAUGAUUCGUAUAUAACGCUAUUCGAAAAUAUAGAAACACUGUACAGCGUGAACGGAGAAUUAUUAAAAGAAUUGAAUGAAAAUCCGGAAAAUAUUGCACAAGCAUUUUACAAAUUGGCACCUUUCUUCAAACUAUACUCCGUCUAUGCAUACAAUUAUAAACGCGCUUUAAUCGUUUUACAGGAAAUACAACAAAAUUAUUCGACAAUAGCCGAAUUUAUAACAAGUCAAGAAACGAGACCAGAAGUCAGUAAUAAAUUGUCUUCUUUGCUAAUAGCACCGAUUCAAAGAGUACCAAGAUACAAAUUACUUUUGAAAGAAGUUUUACGGCAUACGAUACCUAAACAACAAGAUUACAUUAUACUACAAGCAUCAUUAGUAGAAAUAGAAAAAGUGGCAACCCACAUUAACUUCCUUGUCGCGGAAUACGAAGAUGCACAAAAACUUUUAGAACUCCAGAAAAAUAUCGUUGGUCAAAUAAAUUUGAUCAAACCAGGACGUAAAUUAAUUCGUCAAGGACCCCUUAUGCGAGUAUCAAGGCGUGGUAAUACGUCUUUUCGAAGACACUUUGUUCUUCUUAGUGACACUUUACUCUAUUGUAAAGGUAAUCCAGAAUCAUUGACAAUAUGCUGUUUAUUACCAUUAAAUAAAUGCAAAGUUGAACGAGUACUCAGUAAUGGACUUUUCAAAGUCAUUUGCAUACAAGAAACGUUAUUACUUUAUUCGGAAAAUGGAGAUAGUGAAGCUUGGAUCGAAGAAUUACAAGCAGCUGUAAACAAGUAUAUUGAGUGCAGAAAAACUUUACGAAAGGAUAGCAGUGCACGAAUACCUGUACGUAGAAUAAGAGAUAUUGAAAAAGAAAAUUUCAUUGAAAAGCGGUGUAAAAAGAAAAGGCCAUUAUCGAUUAAUGAAGCAAUUGAGCCACUGGCGGACAAUUCUAAGAUAGUAUAUGUAAAUCAAGACAGUGAAUCCGUAUUCUCUUCCGAAAAUUCGAAUUUUUGUUUCGCGUUCAAACGCUUUAAAAGAGCGCCAGUUGAGGUUGAACCUACCGUCAAAGAGAAAUUACGGUUUUGGAUCGAUGGGUUGAAGAAAAAAAAUUCCAAAAUCGAGACUCCAAAUAGAAAUAAUGUUUUUCAUGUAACGAAAAAUAAUGCGUCUAACUUACAAAUUGUAAGUGCUAUUGUCAUGUAA